AUGGCCACCGCAUUCCUGCCCCAGAAGCGGGUGCUGGGCGAGGCGGGCACCCGUCAGAACAUACCCUCGACGCCGGCCUCGGCCAAGAAGCGCAAGACGGAUGUCUUCUCGUCGUCGCCCGCCGCGGGCCGCUUCCUGGGCUCCCAGAUGGACCAGCGCGCGAAGCUGGGCUCCAGCCAGCCCAAGAGCGCCUUCGAGUCCGAGGUGCUCGAGAAGCUGAGCCAGGACAUCUCGGACAUGAAGCGCAACAACACGGAACGAGACCAGGUCUGGGAGCGGCCGCCCGUUGUUGACUUCGACCCCCGGCGCGAUAAUCUCUGCUUUCAGUCCAUCGACGCCGAGGAGGGCACGCUGCAUGGCGGCCGGGCUACGGUCAAGCUCUUCGGCGUGUCGGAGCAGGGCCACUCCAUCAUGCUGCACGUCACCGACUUCAAGCACUACCUCUACGUGCCCGCGCCGCCCAUGUUCAAGGCGCAGGAUGCAGCCGCAUACAAGGCGUAUCUCGAGACACAAAUCGCCCAGCACCAACCUGUCAUCCACUCCGUCACCAUGUGCCCGAGAGAGAAUAUUUACGGCUUCCAGGGCAACAAGCAGAGCUAUUUCCUCAAGGUCACCGUCACAGACCCCAAGUUCAUCCCAAAGGUGCGCUUCACCAUCGAGAAGGGCAUGGCGGACUGGAAAGGCAUGUGGGGGGCGAGAGAGAACGGCAUCAUGACGUACGACAACAUCCAAUACGUCUUGCGGUUCAUGGUGGACUGUCAUAUCCAAGGCAUGUCCUGGGUAGAAGCGCCCGCAACCAAGUAUAAGCUCAUCCCCGAGCAGAGCAAGCAGUCCAACUGCCAGAUCGAGGCCGAAAUAUGCUAUCUCGACCUCGUCGCCCACAAGCCGGACGGAGAAUGGGCCAAGAUGGCUCCCCUGCGAAUAAUGUCGUUUGAUAUCGAAUGCGCUGGUCGGAAAGGAAUCUUCCCCGAGGCAAACCAUGACCCUGUCAUUCAAAUCGCCAACGUCGUUACCCGAUACGGAGAGAAGAAGCCCUUUAUCCGAAAUGUAUUCUGCCUCGACACAACGAGCUCAAUCGUGGCCACGCAUAUCCUGGAGUUUGAGAAGGAGGAAAGGAUGCUCAAAUCUUGGCAGGAGUUUAUGUUGAGCGUCGAUCCCGACAUCAUCAUCGGAUACAAUAUUGCCAACUUUGACUUUCCGUACCUUCUGGACCGCGCGAAGCACCUCAAGGUCAACGGGUUCGAGUACUGGAGUCGUAUCCCCAGCGAGCCUUCAAGGGUCAGGGAAACCAACUUUUCCAGCAAACAGAUUGGCAACCGCGACACCAAGGAGACCAACACGAACGGACGACUGCAACUCGACCUGUUGCAACUGAUUCAACGCGAUCACCACCUCCGAAGCUACACGCUGAACUCGGUGUGCGCCCAUUUCUUGGGUGAACAAAAAGAGGAUGUGCACCACACCAUGAUCACAGAAUUGUUCAACGGAACGCCAGAGUCGCGCCGUCGUCUGGCACUGUACUGUCUCAAGGACGCAUACCUCCCGCAACGACUAAUGGACAAGCUCUCCUGCCUCGAAAACUACACUGAGAUGGCCAGAGUCACAGGCGUGCCGUUCAACUUUCUGCUGUCCCGCGGCCAGCAGAUCAAGUUCAUCAGCCAGCUGUUUCGAAAAGCGCUCGAACAGAAGCUCGUUAUUCCGAAUCUCAAGUCGCAGCAGUCGGACGAACAGUAUGAAGGUGCCACCGUCAUUGAGCCAACUCGCGGCUACUAUGACGUGCCCAUCGCCACACUCGAUUUCGCCUCUCUGUAUCCCAGUAUCAUUCAAGCGCAUAAUCUGUGUUACACAACCCUGUUGGACAAGAAGAUGAUUGAGCAGUUCAAGCUGGUGAAGGACGAAGACUACAUCGUCACGCCGAAUGGCGACAUGUUUGUCACGACCAAGCAAAGAAAGGGGCUGCUGGCGCAGAUUCUGGAGGAACUCCUCACUGCACGAAAGCAGGCCAAGCGCGAGCUGGCCAAGGAGACGGACCCCUUCAGGAAAGCCGUGCUCAACGGUCGACAGCUGGCUUUGAAAAUCAGCGCCAACAGUGUGUACGGCUUGACGGGUGCGACCACCGGAAAGCUGCCGUGUCUGCAAAUUGCCAGUAGCACGACUAGUUUUGGCCGCCAGAUGAUUGAGAAGACCAAAGACGAGGUGGAGAAGAAGUACAACAUUGCCAACGGCUACAGUCAUGACGCCCAGGUCAUCUACGGUGACACGGACUCGGUCAUGGUCAAGUUUGGUACCAAGGACCUAGCAGAGGCGAUGAAGCUGGGCGAGGAGGCGGCCAACUACGUGUCGUCCAAGUUCGUCAAGCCGAUCAAGCUCGAGUUCGAGAAGGUGUACUUCCCGUACCUGCUCAUCAACAAGAAGCGGUACGCCGGCCUGUACUGGACCAAGACGGAAAAGUACGACAAGAUGGACACGAAGGGUAUCGAGACUGUGCGACGAGACAACUGCUUGCUGGUGCAGACUGUCAUCGAGAAGGUGCUCAGGAUGAUUCUGAUCGACCGUGACGUGCAAGGGGCACAAGACUACGUCAAGGACACAAUCGCCGACCUGCUUCAAAACAAAGUCGACAUGUCGAAGCUAGUCAUCACAAAGGCACUGACCAAGGACGACUACGCCGCCAAGCAAGCGCACGUGGAGCUGGCGCAGCGGAUGAAGAAGCGCGACGCCGGAUCGGCCCCCGGGCUGGGAGACCGCGUCGCGUACGUCAUGGUGAGAGGCGCCGCGGGGGCCAAGAACUUCGAGAAGUCGGAGGACCCGCUGUACGUGCUGGAGAACAACGUGCCCAUCGACACCAAGUACUACCUGGACAACCAGCUGGCGAAGCCGCUGGGGCGCAUCUUCGAGCCGAUCCUGGGCGAGACCAAGGCGCGGCAGCUGCUCACGGGCGACCACACGCGGACCAUCUCGGUGGCGGCGCCGACGGUGGGCGGGCUCAUGAAGUUCGCCAAGAAGACGCAGACGUGCAUGGGCUGCAAGAAGCCGCUGACGGGCAAGCAGGAGAGCCAGGGGGCCGUGUGCGCCGACUGCGCGCCGCGCGUGGGCGAGCUGUACAAGCGCACGCUGGACAAGGUGUCGGACCUCGAGGUGCGGUUCGGGCGCCUGUGGACGCAGUGCCAGCGCUGCCAGGGCAGCAUGCACUGCGAGGUGAUUUGCAGCAGCAAGGACUGCCCCAUCUUCUACAUGCGCAUGAAGGCGAGGAAGGACCUCGAGGACGCGGGCAAGGAGCUGUCGCGGUUCGACGCGGACCAGGCGGCCAUUUGGUGA
Messenger RNA from Purpureocillium lilacinum, 3318 nucleotides. Its product is annotated as DNA-directed DNA polymerase delta. Gene Ontology annotation, cellular component: delta DNA polymerase complex. Gene Ontology annotation, biological process: base-excision repair, gap-filling; DNA replication proofreading; DNA-templated DNA replication. Lineage: Eukaryota; Fungi; Ascomycota; Sordariomycetes; Hypocreales; Ophiocordycipitaceae. The record is from RefSeq and is a predicted model, not a curated record. Gene Ontology annotation, molecular function: DNA-directed DNA polymerase activity; 3'-5'-DNA exonuclease activity; DNA binding.